This is a messenger RNA of Spirodela intermedia, 4215 nucleotides long. The record is from the annotation of a GenBank genome assembly. Lineage: Eukaryota; Viridiplantae; Streptophyta; Magnoliopsida; Alismatales; Araceae.
AUGGAGCAGUACGAGGUGCUGGAGCAAAUAGGGAAAGGGGCCUUCGGCUCUGCUCUCUUGGUGAGGCAUAAGCUCGAGAAGAAGAAGUGAGGACAUUACUCCCUGAUAGUGGCGUGUCGCCUGGUUGUUUCUGGUUUUAACGCCGUGGUUGACGUUCUUUCUUCUUCUGUCUCUCUCUGCUCCAAGGUAUGUCCUGAAAAAGAUUCGUCUUGCUCGUCAGACUGACCGGUGUCGGAGAUCUGCGCACCAGGAGGUUUCUUCCUCGCCCCCACUGUGUCUGCAACAUAUCUUGUCCGCAUCAUAAUCUACCUUUUUCAUCUCCCUUGAUGCCUUCUCCGUGGAUGCACUGCAUAUUCUGAGAUAAUCUCUCCCCUAAAUCCGGAGGAGAAAAAUUUGUUGGCUCAUGCAAAUACCAAGAUGGUUGAGACUAACCUUGAUCAUCCGAUUUUUAUUGACGUCAGAAAGCUUGUGUUGAGCAUGCUGUGCCGCAUGGGUAGCAUCAUUUUCUCCUCAAGUAUCACGAAUUUAAAAUUCUUUGAUAGCAUUGUCCAUUAUUGGAUAUGAACUGUAAAACGCUUCUUCAGUUACUUGAUCUUCAACGGUUGAGAGAGGCAAGCAACUGUUUAGAAGGUCCAACGUCUCAGUACUUAUUUUCUGAUUUUGAGUGUUAUAUUUUUUUUGUGCAGAUGGAGCUUAUUUCAAAGGUGCGAAACCCAUAUAUUGUUGAAUACAAAGACUCUUGGGUGGAGAAGGUAAGCAGCUGCACAAUUUCUUGACGGUCUCGCCGUUCAUCAUUGCCUGUUUUCAUUUAGAGUCGUAUAAUCUGAUGACUACCAUUUUUGUCACCAUUAUCUCUACAAUAGUUAGUUUUUUUUUACGAUGUGUCAUAUGCCCUCUUUUUGAAUGGACGACAACAAGAUUCUUUUUUUUUCAUAUACUUACUAUUGAAAAGAAAUUUAUUAUACUCGGUGUGCCAUUUUUCUACUAUUUACCUCACCCACAUCACUUCUCUUGAUUUGUCCCCUUCAAUCUGACGACUUUGGCAUGGCUGGUCCCAGGGAUGCUAUGUGUGCAUAAUCAUAGGGUACUGUGAGGGAGGAGACAUGUAAGGCAUCUUUCGAUUCAAUGCUUUAUUCUCACGGACUCCCUUCACACCAUUUAACCCUUCCCACCUCUGGUCUUGCAGGUCAGAGGCUAUAAAGAAGGCCAAUGGAGUGCUCUUCCCAGAGGAGGUCAGUCACUGUGUCGAUUAACUGCUUUUGGGUUCCUGGUUAAGCAGACGUUUCUAGUCUUCUGAACCUUUUUCUCUUGAUUACCUACUCUCAGAAACUCUGUAAGUGGCUCGUGCAACUGUUGAUGGCUCUUGACUACCUCCAUGUGAAUCACAUCCUUCAUCGGGAUGUCAAGGUUGGUCUCUUCUGACUGCAGCCAGUCUGUUUGUGGGAACUUGCGAGUCUACCAUGUGGAUGAUUCCCAUUUGUCUAAUAUUCUUUUCUUUCUUAUAAUGUUCAGUGCUCAAAUAUAUUUCUGACAAAAGAUCAGGACAUACGCCUGGGUUAGUUCAUCGGACGAUCCCCAACCUUUUAUUCUGGGUUUUCUGUGUGGAAGUAAGGAACCUUUGAAGUUUAUGUCAUAUUGCAGGCGAUUUCGGACUGGCCAAGAUGCUGACGUCAGAUGAUCUUGCAUCAUCUGUCAGUUCCUGCUGUCUUUGCUAAUGUCAUCUUUGGAUACAAGAGUAUGCUUGGUUCCUGCGUGGUUACAUUCAUUACCUUCUCGUGCAGGUGGUGGGCACUCCAAGCUACAUGUGCCCUGAACUUCUUGCUGACAUUCCAUACGGAUCAAAGUCGGAUAUUUGGUCUCUGGGUAUUGUUCACCUCCCCAGUGCGUUUGGUUUGAGCUCGUCUUUAUUUGAUGGGAAAGAUGUAGUUUCCUCAUAUCUGCAUCUCUCCAGGAUGUUGUAUAUACGAAAUGACUGCUCUCAAGCCCGCAUUCAAGGCAUUUGUAAGUACUGUUUGUUGCAUUAUUUAAAUCAUUAAUUUUAUCAUUGUUACAUUUUCUUGGGAUUUGUUGAUUCAUGGCAUGGUUCCUGCUAUCACGCUCCUCUGUUUGUAAGCCUAAAUUUUUUCUCGUGAUAUUGAGAAGAAACGUCUUCGCUCCACUUAGGAAUGCAGUUCUCUUGACAAUAUAGACAAGAAAUUGCUAUCUAUGGCGGUUGAAAAGUUGACCCAGUUCUUUGUUCGAAUGCUGUCAAUUACUCUGUUAAGAACAUGAUCAUCUUUCAUUGUUAAAGGACACUGCUUCUUUCUAAGUUAGAAUGUGAUCAUCUUUCAUAAUUACUUGAAGCUGCUGCUAUACACAGCCUCAUAAAAUGAUCACUACAAGUUUAAAAUCCCAAGCAUGCUAUAUUUUUAGCUUUUUUCUUCCUCAUUUCUCUUACCUCCAUUGAUCCCGAUCCGAAAUUUAUCCUCUACAUAUUCUGAACUGUAGGAUAUGCAAGCAUUAAUCAACAAGAUCAACAAGUCGAUAGUUUCUCCACUCCCGAGCUCAUAUUCUGGCGCCUUGUAAGUGAAACCUCUUCAUUCUCUUUCUUCUCAAGAAGGUUGUGUUGCGAGAAGUCCCAUAGAUGAUCAUCAAACCUGACACGGGCCUCUUCUUCUGCCCCAUUACAGUAGAGGCCUCAUUAGAAGCAUGCUGCGAAAGAAUCCAGAGCUUCGACCAAGCGUAUGCUCUUAUCAAUCGACCACAAUAUGGGUCUCUCCUCAUAGCUUAUAGGUUAUUUAUUUGUUUAUUUAUUUUUAUUUUUGUGGCCCACAGGCUGCAGAUCUGCUGAGGCACCCACACCUCCAGCCCUAUGUCCUCCAGAUCCACCUGAAGUCUGGCCCAACUGACAAGUCUCUCGCUGGGCAACACCCAGGGAGCACUUACUUCAGGAAGGCCAGAUUCCCUGAUGGGGAACUUGCUACUCCAUAUGUCGAGAAAAGGAGGUCUUUUGGCAGUGAUAGGACCUUGAGACCCUGCAAACUGCCCACGGACGAAGAUUCGAUGUGCUCUACGCAGGGCGUCAAUGGCUUCAUGAACUUCCUCAAUAACAAGCUGAGAGACCUGUCAUUGGGCAGCAGCCACACCAAGGAGAUGGUGGGCAUCGAUGGGGCGCCGCUGCAUGCGACUCCUGAUGCGUCCUUCACAACUCCUAGGAGGCAGAGCGAACUCCCGUCGAGGACUGUUCACACCGCUGUGGGUUACAAGAAGGUAAACCUCUUGAUCAAAUCACAGUGAAGUGCUCGUUGAUUUUUGCUAUGAGAUCCUGACUAGUUUUCUACAUAAGCUCCUACUUUAUUACUACGGUUAUUAUCAUUAGUAAAAUAACAAUUGCUCUUGGUCACAAGAAGGUACCCUCUUGAUGAAAUCACGGUGAGGUGCUCAUCGAUUUUUUGCUAUGAGAUCCUAACUAAUCUUUUACAUAAGCUCCUUCUCCACUACUAAGGUUAUUAUCGCUGGUAAAGAAAAACAAUUGCAGUUGUCUUUUUUAAAUUGAUUUUUUUUUUUAGGAUGAAACUUCCUAACUUGCUCAUUGAUUCCUAAGGAAUGUUUCUCUUUCUCUUAAUUUUGUCGUCGAAUUUCACCCGGCAUCAGAUGGUGACCCCAGUGGGGAGAUCCGAUCGGCAGGGCCGAAGGGCAUCCCUCCCUCUGCCUGCUGCCAAGACACCCCGCAAGCCCAACCUGAGCUUCCUUGACAGCAUCCGCUCCCCGGAUGUCUCUGUGAAUGCACCACGAAUAGACCGGAUCGCCGAGUUCCCCCUUGUCUCCUGCGAAGAUCCCCUCCUUCCCCUGGGGUCCGCCGCCAGCACCCCCAACUGCGGUGACCGCUCCAUCACCAAGGACAAGUGCACAGUGCAGAUCUUCCGGGUGGAAGGCAGCGACCAGAGCGACUUCUCUGAUCAUUCUCCCGCAGCGGCGGCCGCCGACGCCUCCAGCCGUGGGUCAUCGGAUUCUCGCCGGCGGCGGUUUGACACGAGCUCGUACCAGCAGCGGGCCGAGGCCCUCGAGGGGCUGCUGGAGUUCAGCGCCAGGCUGCUGCAACAGGGGAGGUACGAGGAGCUGAAUGUGCUGCUGCGGCCAUUCGGGCCCGGCAAGGUCUCCCCCCGCGAGACGGCCAUCUGGUUGACCAAGAGCUUCAAGGAGACGGUGGUCGUCAAGCAAGAAGAAGGGGGUUGA